Clonostachys byssicola is the source of this 1749-nucleotide messenger RNA. NCBI's taxonomy places the organism in Eukaryota, Fungi, Ascomycota, Sordariomycetes, Hypocreales, Bionectriaceae. The record is from the annotation of a GenBank genome assembly.
AUGACCGAGACUUUGGUAGUGCAGAAUCCCGUCCUCGAGGAUCCCGCCGUCGCGACUCCAAACAAGCGACCGGCUGAUGCCGACAAUGAUCCAUCGCCGCCCCCGGACGACAAUGAACCCCCGGCCGCCACGACGCUCUCCCCACUGCAGAUCGCGACGGUAAUGUCAUGCCUCUGCGCGUGCGUCUUCGUGACCGCCCUCGACAUCACCAUCGUCGCCACCGCCGUCCCAGCCAUCACCCACGACCUCAACUCCGGCACGGGCUACACGUGGAUCGGCGCCGCCUUCACCCUCACCCACUGCGCCGCCACGCCGGUGUGGGCCAAGAUCUCCGACAUCUGGGGCCGCAAGUCCAUCCUGCUGUGGGCGAAUGCAAUCUUCUUCGCCGGCAGCCUCGCCUGCGCCCUGUCCAAGCACAUCGACGCCCUCAUCGCGGCGCGGGCGAUCCAGGGACUCGGCGCAGGGGGGAUGGCGACCAUCGUGAAUGUUUGUAUCAGUGAUUUGUUCUCACAGAGGAAACGCAGCUUUUAUUACGGAUUGACGUCGGUCGUCUGGGCCUUGGCAAGUGGGAUUGGGCCCGUUCUUGGGGGCGUGUUCACUUCGAGGAUAGGUUGGCGUUGGUGUUUCUGGAUCAACCUCCCCAUAACCGGCGCCGUCUUCCCGCUCCUCUACUUCACAUUGAAGUUGCCCAACCCGAAAACCCCCAUCCGAGCCGGCCUGAAGGCCAUCGACUGGACAGGAAGCUUCCUGAUACUGGGUGGCGCAGUCAUGCUUCUUUUGGGACUGCACCUCGGUGGUGAGGUGAGCCCGUGGGGAUCGCCCACCAUAAUCUGCCUCCUCGUCUUCAGCUUCGUCGCGGGCGGUCUGUUCAUCGUGAACGAGUCCAAGGUCGCCAGAUACCCAGUCAUCCCGAUGAGGCUGUUCAGAAACCGGUCCGCCGCAGCCUCCUUUGCCGUCAACUUCCUACAUUCCUUCACCUUCAUGGGAGUGGCCUGGUAUCUCCCCCUGUACUUCCAGGCAGUUCUCCUGUCCAGCCCCCUGAUGUCGGGCGUGUACCUACUUCCCUUCAUCGUCUCGUCAUCCGUGGCGGCUGCUCUCACAGGCGCGUACAUCCAAUGGUCCGGGAGGUACCUCCCCCCGAUCUUCUGCGGCCUGGUCUGCACGACGCUGGGUGUCGGGCUGAUGAUCGACAUCGGCGUCGAGGCGCACUGGGGCAAGCUAAUAGCCUACCAGCUCGUGGGGGGCGCCGGCUUCGGCAUGAACAUCGAGGGCCCCUUGCUGGCCGUCCAGACGACCGUCCCGGCGCAGGAUGUCGCGGUCGCGACGGCGGCGAUGAGCUUCACGCGGACCAUCUCGACCGCCAUCUCGAUCGUGAUCGGCGGCGUCAUCUUCCAAAACGAGAUGUCGCGGAAGAGGGGGAGCCUGGAGGGCCAGCUCGGUCCGGCUGUCGCUGAGUUGCUGGGCGGGGGGUCGGCCGCGGCGAAUGUGGAGGUUGUUCAGAGCCUACCGGCGGAGCAGCAGGUCAUCGCGCAGAGAGCCUUCUACGAGGCGAUCAGAACUAUAUGGAUAUUGUAUGUUGCAUUUUCGGGCGCCGGCUUGCUCUUUGGCUUGCUGAUCAGGGGCAACCACUUGAACACAGAUCACGAGGUGACAAAGGUUGGAUUGGAAGAGUUGACGGGGGGCCAGUCGACUGACCAGUCUCGGUCUAACAGGGAUAACUCUGCGACUACUCGCAGAACUGAAAGCUGA